AUGGACGUUGACGAAUUAGCCCAAUACCAAAACCAGCUUGACAAAGUUGAUAACGCACUACAGUCAGAUCCUGAAAACAUUGAGCUUCUAAAGCUAAAGCAAGAUUUAACUGAACUGAUCAACCUCACAAGUGAUUUGAUUGAUGCUGCUGAACCUAAUUCUCCAAAGAAAUCUCCAUCUAAUACAACUUCUCCCAAAUCUCAAUCCCUUUCCUCUCCAACAACACCAACUAGUGCGACUAGUUCCAUACCUGUAUUCACAAGACCCAUACAAGUAGGAGACACUUGUCUAGCACGGUGGAGCGGCGACGGGCAGUUCUAUCCAGCCACAGUUACCGCUAUCGGUGGUGGUGAUCAAGUGUUUUCGGUCGUGUUCAAAGGUUACAAUAAUGUCGAGCUUGUCAACGUGCAAGACAUCAAACCGAAAGAACAGCGUGUUGUAAAACAGAAACAAUGGUUAGCGUUCGCUCAUUCUGCUGCAGCGGCGCCGGGUAGGAGAACAAACAAAGCCAAGAGGUUAGUGCAACCGCCGAUCAACAAGAAGAGUAUUUUCGCUACGCCAGAAAACCCUGAGGGAAAAGUCGGAGUGGUGGGCAGUGGUAGACCUAUGACGCAAUUUCAACAACGGGCUAAUGUCGAUGAGUGGGGUUUUAUAAUAACGUAA
Molecule: messenger RNA, 663 nt
Organism: Paraglomus occultum
Lineage: Eukaryota; Fungi; Glomeromycota; Glomeromycetes; Paraglomerales; Paraglomeraceae
Source: the annotation of a GenBank genome assembly